UAACGAACCAAUUAAUGAAAACAAUAAUGAAUCAAAUAACGAAUCAAAUAAUGAAAGUAAUGAUGAAUCAAAUAGUGAUAGUGAUAGUGAAUCAAAUAUUAAUGAUGUUUGUCAAAUUUGUAAUCAUUUAGAAAGUAUUCACCACGUUCUAGAACUGCAAACAUUUAAUACUAAUGUUAGCCAGUUGAAUGCAUUUUCACAAAUUAAAAAUCAUAUCAAUGAAUUGCUUAAUUAUGCUCAACCACAUCAAUAUGGUGAACUUGCAACUGAAACAUUAAAACACGAUACUUAUCAACCUUUUAAUAAUGAAUCAAGUAACACCAGUGAUAAUGAAUCAAUUAAUAAAAAUGAUAAUGAACCAAGUAACGAACCAAUUAAUGAAAACAAUAAUGAAUCAAAUAACGAAUCAAAUAAUGAAAGUAAUGAUGAAUCAAAUAGUGAUAGUGAUAGUGAAUCAAAUAUUAAUGAUGUUUGUCAAAUUUGUAAUCAUUUAGAAAGUAUUCACCACGUUCUAGAACUGCAAACAUUUAAUACUAAUGUUAGCCAGUUGAAUGCAUUUUCACAAAUUAAAAAUCAUAUCAAUGAAUUGCUUAAUUAUGCUCAACCACAUCAAUAUGGUGAACUUGCAACUGAAACAUUAAAACACGAUACUUAUCAACCUUUUACUGGAAAUUCUGGAAAUAAACCACAUAUUUCUCAAAUAGUCGAAGUUCCAAUCUCGGAACCAUUUAACUCAUUUUUAAAUCUUAACACUCACGACACCAUCUCACCUUUAAAUAUCAAGAUGUACACUUGUCCAAAUUGUCAUACUCCAAAUUCAGUUAAUGUUGUUAAAAAUGAUGAUAAUAAUUCAGCUAAUGGUGAUUAUUAUACUUGUUUAUCUCACGGAAAUUAUGGUUGUGGAUGGAAAGGUGAACAUCAACCAAAUGAAGAAAAUAUAGCAAAACAUGUAUUUUCAAUUAUUGGAUUUAAACCAUUAAUAAUUAAUUAA
This is a messenger RNA of Entrophospora sp. SA101, 991 nucleotides long. The record is from the annotation of a GenBank genome assembly. Lineage: Eukaryota; Fungi; Glomeromycota; Glomeromycetes; Entrophosporales; Entrophosporaceae.